This is a messenger RNA of Darwinula stevensoni, 843 nucleotides long. The record is from the annotation of a GenBank genome assembly. Lineage: Eukaryota; Metazoa; Arthropoda; Ostracoda; Podocopida; Darwinulidae.
AUGGGCCCCGUUCACAUGGCAAGCGGGAAGGAAGCUCUCAUAGGGGAGUGGCCGUGGCAGGUGGCAAUCUACGACAGGGCGGAUGAGGAAAUCAUAUGUGGAGGAGCUCUGAUCGGAGAGCAAUGGGUUCUAACUGCAGCGCAUUGCGUCGUGGAUUACGAACCCGUCUUCAAUAUCAGAGACGAGAGGGACUUCUUUGUCUAUCUUGGCAAGCACUAUCGGAAUGACUAUAUGGACGACGAAUUUGUGCAAACGAAGGAGGUGAAAGAUUCAGUGGCUAAAAUCAUCCCGAACGAGAGAAACUGGCGCCUAAGGUUUCAAUCUGACCUCGCACUAUUAAAACUACACGAGCCAGCCAAAUUGACGAAUGGAGUUCAACUGGUCUGCCUCCCCACUCAAGAAUACCUGUCUCGGAGCAAUGCACUACAAGGAACAAAGGGAUGGGUGGCAGGUUGGGGUCUCGAUGCCUCAGAUUCUCCAUCUAAGUUCUUGAGAGAAGUACGACUUACAGUCUAUGACAUACUAAGUUGUGAAAAUCAAACCGCCAUAACCAUAGGGAAAAUACCCGAACUUACUGAUGCCCAUUUAUGUGCGGGACACCAGCCAGACCCUCAUACCUCUACAACAUAUGAGACGCUCUGCGCAGGAGAUUCAGGGAGUCCUAUUGUCUUCCAGGCGAACUCGAAGCAGGAAAGAAGUCCCUGGUUGAUCGAGGGAAUAUUUAGUCACAUCUACAUGAAUGACAGCCAGGAAUGCUCUAAAUUGCUCCCUGGCCAGUUCGCCAUCUUCACUAGGGUUCAUAAGUGAGACGUAUAUUUCUUCCUAUCUCUCAUCUAUCACGGU